AUGGCGUCGCCCACGGAAGGUAUGUCGCGCGCGGCGACCUCGAUCAGUGACGAUGCAGUUCCCGAGAAUGAUCCCACUGGAACUGCCGGGCUCUUGGCUGAGCGACUCUCGGCAUGGAAACAUGCCGUCGGUUACCUUGAGGAGUUCAUGGUCGCAGUGGAAAAGGCGCACAAGACUCAGGCAAAGGAGUAUGAAAAGGUCCUCAAGAGCAUCAGCAAACCCCUGAAGGAGGGUCACCACUUUGACCAGAGCCUCGGCGGCGUCGCAGGCUUCUUUGAGAACAUGCGGGUCAACACCGAGGCCAUGGUCAACACCAACCUUGAAACUGAGAAGACCAUCAAGGGCACGGUGUUGCCCAUAAUCGAGCGGCUGCACAAGGAGAUCAAGCACAAGACCAAGGAGCUGUCUCACGGCGCCCAGAAGAGUGCCAAGGACGUCGAGAAGGCGCGCAACGUCACCCAGAAGCACAUUGAGCUGCUCGGCCAGCAGACGGCUGCCUUUGAGUCGUCCGGGGCCAGGUUGGACCCCUCACACGACCCCUACGUCUUGAAGCGUGGUGUCCUGCACCGCCUCAACCAGCAGGUGUUGGACGAGAACAACCACCGCAACGACCUGCUAGCUGUGCAGAACAACUUCCAGGCAUUCGAGAUGCACGUAGUGGAGGUCAUGCAGCAGGCCAUGGAGGCUUUCAACCAGUGCGCCGGCGGCCAGGCCGAGAAGAUGCGCGCCUUGUACUCGGACAUUCUGGGGGCCGCCCAGAGGAUGCCUCCUGACUUUGAGUGGAAGGGCUUCGUUCAGCGCAACAGGGAGAACCUGAUCGACCCCAACGAGAACCCGCGGACCGUCGAUAGCAUAACGUUCCCGAACAUGGACCACAAGGGGACCAAGUCCCUGAUCGAGGGCACGCUGGAGAGGAAGUCGCGCAACAAGCUCUCGUGGGGCUGGUCAACCGGCUACUACGUCGUGACUCCGUCCAAGUUCCUGCACGAGUUUAAGGAUUCGGACAACCUGCGCAAGGACCCGGUGCCCGAAUUGAGCAUCUACCUACCCGAAGCCAUCAUCGGCACGCCAAACAUGGAAAAGUUCAACAUCAAGGGUAAGGACGUCUCCAAGGGCAUCAGCGGCAAGCUUGCGGGCUCUGCCGAGCUGGCCUUCAAGGCGCACACGGCAGCCGACGCAGACAGGUGGUUCGAGGUCAUUAAGAGUGUCGCCGGCGCCACGGGAGCGAAGCGCGUCAACACUGAUGCCAACGCCGCGUCAGCUGCCGCGGCCGCCGUCACGUCGCCCGCUUCUCCGACCUCGCAGACGGAGAAGGACGCCGCCCAGACGCUGCCUCCAUUGGCUACCGAUCAACCCAAGCAGGAAUCAGGCGUCACUGGGACCGAGACCGUGACCAGUCCAGAUGCCCUUUCGCCCAACUCGGGGGUAGAUUCGGGCCUAGCCUCGCCCCAGACCACAGGGACGUCGCCCGCGACGACGCAAGCUGUCUCUCCUACGACCGCGGAAGCUCCCAAAGCUCAGACGGUCGUGACGGACCAGAAGAAGCCGGUGGAAGCCUAA
This is a messenger RNA of Pyricularia pennisetigena, 1560 nucleotides long. RefSeq lists its product as uncharacterized. The transcript is spliced from 2 exons. The record is from RefSeq and is a predicted model, not a curated record. NCBI's taxonomy places the organism in Eukaryota, Fungi, Ascomycota, Sordariomycetes, Magnaporthales, Pyriculariaceae. The coding region runs from base 1 to 1560 and encodes 519 amino acids.